AAAUUGGCCAAAAUUUAGCACUCAAGAACGCAUGCGCAGUGGUAACAGCGGCAGGCGGACCAGAGAAAAGAAAACAAGACAAUGAGCGGCCACCACCGGCGCUCAGAGGCUGAACUGUGAACGCAGAGAGCGCCACAUGGAGGCGGUGCUGAAAAACUUGACGAGCACGGCGGAGCUUCUGGCCGUGGCGGCGCAGAGCGGUGUGGUGGAGCAGUGGGAUAAACAAACUCUGUCCAGAGCUUUUCACUGGGCACGGUACUGCGAACACCUCUUUUCCAGGUUUCACAAUAACCCUGUCAUAAGGAAGACUAUGGAGAAGCAGCUGCAGCUCACAAAUCAAAGUUUGCGAGCUGUUUUCCCUGAAUACACAGAAGUCUCUUUCUCGGACAUCUCCCGGUGUCAGCACUUGUUGCUUGUUGGGCUGUUGAAAAAUCCUGAGCUGCCCAUCUCCAUCAUGAAGAUACUCUUUGACACUACCAAGCAGAGUGAGUAUCAGGAUGUUUCUGGCUUCUGCAGCCACAUUAUUCAAUGCAAAUCUGCUUGUAAAGUCCUAAGUCCUCUCACAGACUUGUCAGCUAUUGGUGCUGAUGCUGAGGUGCAGGGGGUGAUGCUGAUGGAGAGGUUGGGUGCUCUGCUGAGCCAAGGCACUGAAGCCUGCCAGACAGAGCAUAUUGUAGACUCUGUCCUCCAGGGAUGUGAAGGAGCAGCAGGACAUUUCUGUCUGAUCAUCGCGGCGGCUCUGCUGACAACGAAAAACUCUGCUGCACAAACUGCUUCACAGGAUUUUCUUUUGGACUGGCUGCAGAAAGAGCACAAUGUUCUGCAGCACAUGUGUUCUGCAUUGCCUACUACACUUAUUAAAGACCUGGCCAAAGAACACCUGAAAUUUAGAGAUGCAUACUGCGAUGUGCUGAAAAAGUGGGCCUCUGAUAUGGAAUACAGCAUAAGUGAGGGUGAAUGGGCUCAAACUAGCACAAACCAAACUGUGUCCUUCCAGAGACUGACUGAGCACUUUCUGGCCAUGUUUGAGGCCUGUCCCUCUCUGAGGGAGGAUGUAGAAAAAGAGCUAAAUGCUUUGAAAGUUUCUGAUGGGGACUUUGAUGUCAGAGGUCUGAGUGUGUGGGGAGACCUCCUGUCAGCAUUAAACAAGUGACUGUCAGUCAUGUGCUUUCUUUGGAGAUGGAAGAAAUGCUGAAAUGUAGCCGAUUGUAAUGCAAUAUAUAAACAAAUGUAGUCUGUUUUAUAUCUAUAUGCAAUGCUUUACCGGGGGUAGGUAUUAAACCUCAAAACUUUUUCAUACCAAACAAAAUUUGACGAUAUCACAAAUUAUUGGAAGCUGUCAAUGACUAAAAGCUGGCAUCAGAUGCUCGCUCAGAUUCACAUUUACUUCUAAUCAGACAGUUUCAGUUCAGUUUCCAAUUUUGUUUAUAUUUUGAUUAGGCAAAAUUGUUGUGUGAAAUGAAAAGUACUGUCGGUACCAAAACUCAGGAAUCAUAAGUAUUUGUAUCGCAAAAACUGUCUUUUCAGUGCAAAGUACACAUAAAAAGCACACAACUCUUAAAUAUUAGCCAGUCGUUCAGAGAGUUUUUUUUCUUUUGUUAUUUAAAUUAUUGACUCUUUAUGUUGCAUUUGUUUCAACUUGUGAAAUAUAAUGAGAAUCAAAAGCAGAACAUACUGGAUACAUUUACAGGAUGGAAAUAUGAUUAAAAAAUGUGUGUCAAUAUUCUAAAAUGCUCACUUUAGUGGAUCUGGAAGCCUUAAAAUACAUUGCACUACCCUGUCUCUUUCACAGUAUAGCUUAAAUAUUUUUUGUAUUCCAUGUACUUUGUAAUAAUGGAAUUAAUAGAUAAAAAAAAUCUCAAUACAA
Messenger RNA from Perca fluviatilis (European perch), 1867 nucleotides. It is a transcript of the gene fancf, whose product is annotated as FA complementation group F. The transcript is spliced from 2 exons. Gene Ontology annotation, biological process: interstrand cross-link repair. The record is from RefSeq and is a predicted model, not a curated record. Lineage: Eukaryota; Metazoa; Chordata; Actinopteri; Perciformes; Percidae. The coding region runs from base 137 to 1153 and encodes 338 amino acids. Gene Ontology annotation, cellular component: Fanconi anaemia nuclear complex.